Propithecus coquereli (Coquerel's sifaka) is the source of this 2140-nucleotide messenger RNA. RefSeq names its product aldehyde dehydrogenase 1 family, member A3 (gene ALDH1A3). Gene Ontology annotation, molecular function: aldehyde dehydrogenase (NAD+) activity. The coding region runs from base 107 to 1645 and encodes 512 amino acids. NCBI's taxonomy places the organism in Eukaryota, Metazoa, Chordata, Mammalia, Primates, Indriidae. The transcript is spliced from 13 exons. The record is from RefSeq and is a predicted model, not a curated record.
AUAAAGCGGCGGGGAGCUGUCACCCCGCUAGCAGGCUGCGCAGCGCCCAAGCUGAGCCGGUGCGCCAAGGACUCGGGCGCGUCGGGCCGGGGAGCGCGGAGGAGCCAUGGCCACCACUAACGGGGCCGUGGAAAACGGGCAGCCGGACAAGAAGCCGCCUGCCCUGCCGCGCCCCAUCCGCAACCUGGAGGUCAAGUUCACCAAGAUAUUUAUCAACAAUGAAUGGCAUGAAUCCAAGAGUGGAAAAAAGUUUGCCACAUAUAACCCUUCGACUCUAGAGAAAAUAUGUGAUGUGGAAGAAGGAGAUAAGCCCGACGUGGACCAGGCCGUGGAGGCUGCACAGGCCGCCUUCCAGAGGGGCUCAGCAUGGCGCCAGCUGGAUGCCCUGAGCCGUGGCCGCCUGCUGCACCAACUGGCCGACCUCGUUGAGAGGGACCGCACCAUCCUGGCCACCCUGGAGACCAUGGACACGGGGAAGCCGUUCCUUCACGCCUUUUUCAUCGACCUGGAGGGCUGUAUUAAAACCCUCAGAUACUUUGCCGGCUGGGCAGACAAAAUCCAGGGCAAGACCAUCCCCACAGAUGACAAUGUCGUGUGCUUCACCAGGCACGAGCCCAUCGGUGUGUGCGGGGCCAUCACUCCAUGGAACUUCCCCCUGCUGAUGCUGGUGUGGAAGCUGGCGCCCGCCCUCUGCUGUGGGAACACGGUGGUCCUGAAGCCGGCGGAGCAGACGCCUCUGACCGCCCUGCAUCUCGGCUCUCUGAUCAAAGAGGUUGGGUUCCCUCCAGGUGUAGUGAACAUCGUGCCAGGAUUUGGGCCCACGGUGGGAGCAGCAAUUUCUUCUCACCCUCAGAUCAACAAGAUCGCCUUCACCGGCUCCACGGAGGUGGGAAAGCUGGUUAAAGAAGCCGCCUCCCGGAGCAACCUGAAGAGGGUGACGCUAGAGCUGGGGGGGAAGAACCCGUGCAUCGUGUGUGCGGAUGCCGACCUGGACUUGGCAGUGGAGUGUGCCCAUCAGGGAGUGUUCUUCAACCAAGGCCAAUGCUGCACGGCCGCCUCCAGGGUGUUCGUGGAGGAGCAGAUCUACGCAGAGUUUGUCAGGCGGAGUGUGGAGUAUGCCAAGAAAAGGCCCGUGGGAGACCCCUUUGAUGUCAGGACCGAACAGGGGCCCCAGAUUGAUCAAAAGCAGUUCGACAAAAUCCUCGAGCUCAUUGAGAGUGGGAAGAAGGAAGGGGCCAAGCUGGAAUGUGGGGGCUCGGCCAUGGAAGACAGGGGGCUCUUCAUCACACCCACUGUCUUCUCAGAAGUGACCGACAACAUGCGAAUUGCCAAAGAGGAGAUUUUUGGACCAGUGCAACCAAUACUGAAGUUCAAAAAUAUCGAAGAAGUGAUCAAAAGAGCAAAUAGCACUGACUAUGGACUCACAGCAGCCGUGUUCACAAAAAACCUGGACAAAGCCCUGAAAUUGGCUUCUGCAUUGGAGUCUGGCACAGUCUGGAUCAACUGCUACAACGCCAUCUACGCACAGGCUCCAUUUGGUGGCUUUAAAAUGUCGGGAAAUGGCAGAGAACUAGGUGAAUAUGCUUUGGCCGAAUACACAGAAGUGAAAACUGUCACCAUCAAACUCGGCGACAAGAACCCGUGAAGGAAAGGGGACUUCUUCCUCAAACAUUGGACUGCUGAAUGUGGCAGAGCAAACCUGCCGAAGAAAAAGUGACAUUUCUGACCUUCUCGGGAUACUUUCUUCUGGAGGCUUUAAAUCUACUGGAAUUGAAUGAUUUUUGAUUUCCUCUUAUGCUCAUGUUUAUUGACCAAACUGUGGAUGCCCACGUGUUGUGUGCAAUGUCGCAGUCCUGCCUGGGGAGGGAGCUGUUGGCCAUUUCUGUUUUUUCCUUUAGACCAGGUCCAGGAGACAGUGAAGAUACUCAGGGCUUUGUUAAUAGGAAGUGGUAUUUGAAGUGUUCAGCACGUACUUAAAAAUGCUUUGCUGAAUCUGACUCCAGUAAGAAUUUGGAAAAAAACUCCCUGUGUGUUCUGCAAGCAGGGCCCUGUACCUGUGGUCUCCUCAGGGUUACCUGCUCACAGAACAUUCCCCUCUGCUUUCUGAGAUAGAGGUGGGACCAUUCAGCGAGAAAGGAUA